Ostertagia ostertagi is the source of this 921-nucleotide messenger RNA. Lineage: Eukaryota; Metazoa; Nematoda; Chromadorea; Rhabditida; Trichostrongylidae. The record is from the annotation of a GenBank genome assembly.
AUGCAAAAGAGAACUUGUGUGCUUUGUGGAGUGCUUGCCUCACAGGCAAGCAUGAAGCAAUCUAGCAUCAAUAAGAAAUGGAAUAUCGUGUUAGCGGCAUCUCUUUCGUUGGCCGGAUUUCUGGAUACCGCUGAUGUGGGGAAUUUGGUAGAGAGAAUCACUUCCCGCAGCAAGUAUUUAUGCCCAUCGCAUGUGGUUGUAGCGGAGGGGUUGGAGGAGGGUGUACCCGCAGCGAACGCAGGGCAACAAGAUGACAGUGCAGAGCCAGGUCGCAGGGGAGUCGCAGAAGAGGAAGUAGAGGUCGAGGACGUAGAAAUGGUUGAAGAAGUGGAUACUAGUGAAGAUGAGGCACCUUCUGAAACAGAAGAGGGGUCCGUUUAUGAACCUGAAUCAAGUGAAUCGGAAUUCAGCUGUGAUGGCGACGGUGAGCAGCUGAGCUACUCGAUUCUUGUGAACGUUAGCGUGUUAGUCGUGAUGAUUACCACAAAACGUGCGAAUCUCAUGAUGGGACCACUGCUAAACAAUGUUGCUGUUAAUUGCAACACGUUUCCUCAUUUCAUCUCCAAUGAUAGUGAUGUUGAACUAACGUUUCAUCCGUCCGGUAUACAGCAUACAUUCUUCUGCUUGUUAUUGAGCAUGCGAAUACUCCGUCAGCAGACCGGUGUAGCUGGGCAUUAUAUAUCGAUUCCGCCGAGUGUCGACAUUUCGUCACCGCCAUCAAUCCCAAGUUGCGUAUUUCAUGUUGCCGCAUCGAAGAAGUGUUGUCGACUGUUUCUUACAAGCCUUCCAAAUAAGCAUACAUUCUUCUGCUUGUUAUUGAGCAUGCGAAUACUCCGUCAGCAGACCGGUGUAGCUGGGCAUUAUAUAUCGAUUCCGCCGACUGUCGACAUUUCGUCACCGCCAUCAAUCCAAAAGACGUGA